Podarcis lilfordi (Lilford's wall lizard) is the source of this 993-nucleotide messenger RNA. NCBI's taxonomy places the organism in Eukaryota, Metazoa, Chordata, Lepidosauria, Squamata, Lacertidae. The record is from the annotation of a GenBank genome assembly.
AUGGAGUGUGAAAAGAGCUUUAGUAAUAGUGGAGAGCUUAGAUCACAUCAACGGAGUCACACAGGGGAGAAACCAUUUCAAUGUAUCGAGUGUGGAAAGUGCUUCAGUCAGAGUGCACACCUUAGAACACAUCAACGGACUCACACAGGGGAGAAACCACUUAAAUGUAUCGAGUGUGGAAAGAGCUUCAAUCAGAGUGGAAACCUUAGAAAUCAUGAACGGACUCACACAGGGAGAAACCAUUUCAUUGUAUGGAGUGUGAAAAGAGCUUUAGUAAUAGUGGAGAGCUUAGAUCACAUCAACGAAGUCACACAGGGGAGAAACCAUUUCAAUGUAUCGAGUGUGGAAAGUGCUUCAGUUAUAGUGGAAGCCUUAGAAGACAUCAACAGACUCACACAGGGGAGAAACCAUUUAAAUGUAUCGAGUGUGGAAAGAGUUUCCGUUGUAAUACAAGCCUUAGAUCACAUCAACGGACUCAUACAGGAGAGAAACCAUUUAAAUGUAUGGAGUGUGGAAAGCGCUUCAGUCAGAGUGGAAGCCUUAGAAGACAUCAACAGACUCACACAGGGGAGAAACCACAUAAAUGUAUCGAGUGUGGAAAGAGUUUCCGUUAUAAUACAAGCCUUAGAUCACAUCAACAGACUCACACAGGGGAGAAACCAUUUAAAUGUAUCGAGUGUGGAAAACGCUUCAGUUAUAGUGGAAGCCUUAGAAGACAUCAACAGACUCACAGAGGGGAGAAACCAUUUCAAUGUAUGGAGUACAGUAAAUACUUCACUCAGAGUGGAAAUCUUAGAAAACAUCAGUAGAUACACAGGGGAUAAACCAUUUAAAGGUAUGGACUGUGGAAGGAGCUUCAGUCAGAGUGGAACCCUUGAUUUAUGUCAGAAACUCACACAAAAGACAAACCGUAUAAGUAUCAGGAAAGUAGAUAGAGGUUCACUCUUAGUGGAAGUUCAAAAUCAACAGACUCACGGACAGGAAGAACUUUAA